Messenger RNA from Gloeophyllum trabeum ATCC 11539, 2584 nucleotides. RefSeq lists its product as uncharacterized. Gene Ontology annotation, molecular function: protein binding. The transcript has 12 exons. The coding region runs from base 1 to 2106 and encodes 701 amino acids. NCBI's taxonomy places the organism in Eukaryota, Fungi, Basidiomycota, Agaricomycetes, Gloeophyllales, Gloeophyllaceae. The record is from RefSeq and is a predicted model, not a curated record.
AUGGAACUGGAGACCAGUACAGAUGCCACUCUGUUUGAUUCCGUACCUUCCGCACCGAAACCGCUGGCCAAAAAGGCGAAGACUCUCCAUGAACUUAGCACUUCAGACGAUCCGAAGCCCAUCCCUAAUUCUACGGCAUUGACAUCUCGGGAGGGGAGAGCUAAGUCACCGAAGGGGACCGCAAGCACGUACAAACCGUCAAGAUCAAGUCACCUCGCUCGAAUUCCUCUCGAACUCCUAGCAGAGAUCCUUUCUUUCGUCCCAUCACCGCGCGACGUCUUAGCCGUUGCUCGCUGCGACAAAUACCUCUGUGCUACUCUCGUGCGCAGGUCCUCGGAUUUUAUCUGGCGGCAGGCCAGGAGGAACUUCAGAGCUGGCCGCAUACCAGACCCAACACCCAAUUGGACAGAGUCGGCCUAUGCUGCAUGGCUCUUUGACCCUGCUCCGUGCCAUGUAUGCAAGAAGACUGCAAAGGCCUUUACUUCAUGUUAUGCCAUGCGUAUCCGUCUAUGUGCCAGUAAUGAUUGCCAUCGCGCCUUUGGACGAACCCUUAUGCAAGCUCCGCCAACGGUGGCUGGCGAUGCUGUCUCGGGAUGGCUUCCAUCUGUAGAGGCAGGCGCAGUCCUCUGUGUUGGAGAUCCCGGCGACGAGUAUACCAUAGAUCCCGAUAUGGAUAAAUGGUAUCGAAAGGAAGAGCUCGAGCCGGCCCUUGCGGCGUACCAAGAGGCUCAAAACUCCAGUGCUGAAUCAGACGCCGUCCUCACCCAAUUUCUCGUUGCACACGAAGCUGAAACUCGAAGGAACGUGACCAUGAUGGAGCACGCGGUUGUUUUACAGAAGUGGAAACGGGCCUUUGAAGCACUUGCCCGACGUAUCCGACAGCUAAAUGACGUGACGGCCCACCAAAUUGCUGCGAAGGAAGGCUGGUCCUGGGACGAUUUGAAAGUGGCGCGGACGUUCGAGAUGUACCUCCGCGCCCAUAACAAUUCGCUGGAACAGAUCAGCAUGAGCGAUUUCCAGUUCAUUCGUGACCGGGUUGAACCCGAGAUAAUCAACAUCGUUGAACGGCGCCGUCGCCGGGAGGAGGAGAACACCUACAGGCAGAAUAGGGCACGCGUCGCCUUGCACUAUCAGCGCAUGAAGUCCGCGGGGAUGCACGAGCCCAUGCCAAGCCUCACCGAGUUUCAUCGGCUACCCGUGGUGAAGGCGCUGGAGUCGGCCGCGCCUGAAGCUGAGGACGUCUCCGAGCAGCUGAAGAGCACGCAGUUCCUCAAGGAGAUGCUGGACAAGGAUCUGGACAAGUGGCGAGAGAAGGCAAAGGCGCGCCUAGCCGCUGUCCUUGGAUACUCGGGCUGGAAGAGCGCGAGUGUGAACAAGCUGCAUCCUGUCGAGAGACUGACGGCAAGGUUUGUGUGCAAGUUAUGUAAGAAGGUGGCGAAGAAGUACGAAGAAUAUGGGAGUCUGGACUAUGCGGGUGUUUGUGCUCAUAAAUGUACACAUUUGAACAAGAAACAGAGGGCGAAAUUUGUUUGGAAGGCUGAGCAGUUUGAGCCAGACGAGAAGGCUAUCAAAGUGAUCUCGCAAGUACUACAGCUCACUCACACUGAUCCUGAAGAUCCUCAUGCGCUUGCCGUGAUGGCUGGGUAUGGGGAGCGAAUCCAAUGCGAGUCCUGCGACGCGGCGAUCGUCAUGGAUUUCAAUCGUCUGUGUAUGCACUCCCGACGGCAUGACGACAUGAAAGUGAAGCUGAUCUUGCAGGACGAGGCGAACGCCAUCUUGAAGCACCCCAUCGAGACCGGACUGCACGCCAAACUCAUGGAGCAGUCUUACCAUGCUAAGAAGGCGCGGUCGCUGAAGGAGUACGGAUGCCGGCACUGCACGCAGAGGAAGAACGUCGUGGCGGAGGUAAACGCGACCGCUCCAAGCAACGGAGCCGCUCCCAACGCAGAUGCAGCGGCACCUGAGCCCAAGCCCUCCGCGACCCCGCAUGGCAGGUUAUGGGAUUUCAACGGCUUGCGCUCCCAUGCGAAGAGCAAGCAUGGUAUAGAGACACUUGGGGAUGAGGACUUCUAUCACCUGGCCCCGAAGCCUGAGAGCUCUUCAUAGCAUUGCGCUUGUGCUUGGUGUGUAUUUUUGCACGGGACAGGAGUCCCCAUCGGGAACGGAGAUACCAGCCGAACCUCACCGGAGGCCUCAGGAGCCCAACGUCCGCUUGCACGCAAGAGCGCAAGCGUCUGGAUAUGGAGGCUAUUCAGGUCGUAUUCAGGUACUCGAGCCUACGCCUGGUCGUCUUUCAUGCUUCGUAUCGCGCUCAGUGAAGGCUGUCAGGGUGUAGUGGAAGACGGAGAAACCAACGGAUAAAGCGGCUAUUUAUAGUAGUGCUGUUGCCUUAAAAGGUUAUGUCUACAAAGGUAUUUCUACCUUGUUAGAUUGUUGUCAGACUGAUUCGGUGUUCUGCACUGCUCGACUGUCCAUCUGGAUGACCUCGCAAUUCUGUUUUGCCCUCUUUGCGCUCUCCUGGCGCUCUUUUGUGACUUAUGGUGUACCACACGCCACCAGGCUCAUUACAUAGCUUCUAUUGCAU